AUGUCUAGAUAUAGACCGAAUCCCGAAAUAUCUGUCAGCACCUCAGUUAUUGUUGCUGCUGCUGCCGCUCCCACUGCCGCUGUGGAGAACAACUCCUCGGACGUAUACUGUACGCGUACGCUGAAAGCAGAAGCAGAAGCAGCCGCAGCUGAGUUCUUGUAUCUCUAUUCGCUUCAAGGCAGCGACCUAGCUACCUGGGGACCUCGAUGUCAACAAGGUGAAUGGCGAAUCAAGUGGAGAGAUGGGUCCUCCUGUUGCCCUUGCACCUUGAUACUACAUGCUGAUGAGCACAAAUUGUGGGGUAACAUGUGCUAAAAGUUCCAACUUGAUACACUUGAG
Molecule: messenger RNA, 339 nt
Organism: Pyricularia oryzae 70-15
Lineage: Eukaryota; Fungi; Ascomycota; Sordariomycetes; Magnaporthales; Pyriculariaceae
Exons: 3
Coding region: 1-315 (104 amino acids)
Source: RefSeq, a predicted model, not a curated record